AUGGCGAACAGUGGCAUGUCUGCAGGCCCUCAAAAGGUCACUGUUGCCAACGCGGCAUCUACCGGCUCAACGGCCCCGAGCGUAGACCUUGUUGUCAACGCUCCUGCGGCUGUUCGUGAGGCUAUCAAGAUCAACAUGAUGGGGAAGCCUGUUUUGUGGAACUAUAUGACAGAAGCUCCCACUGUCCGUGAGCUGAGCGAGGCAGAAAAAGAGGGUCUCAGUGCCCUGCCUCCUCCCUGCCCUGCAGACAAGCGUCCCUGGAUCCGUGCCUGGCAUCCGAACCAACCACUACGGGUUGGAUCGAACGGCGAGGUGGUUGACGAAGAGUUCGUACAUAUGAUCUGUUAA
Molecule: messenger RNA, 348 nt
Organism: Sporothrix brasiliensis 5110
Lineage: Eukaryota; Fungi; Ascomycota; Sordariomycetes; Ophiostomatales; Ophiostomataceae
Exons: 1
Coding region: 1-348 (115 amino acids)
Source: RefSeq, a predicted model, not a curated record